Molecule: messenger RNA, 273 nt
Organism: Peniophora sp. CBMAI 1063
Lineage: Eukaryota; Fungi; Basidiomycota; Agaricomycetes; Russulales; Peniophoraceae
Source: the annotation of a GenBank genome assembly
AUGAACGAGAGCGCUCUUCCUAAUCUCUCAUCCGGAGAGAAGUACGCUGUACUCGACUACCUGGUUUGCUCGCAGGUUUCCUGGCAGUGCUUGACCUACGACAUCGCCUGUACAUACUCGCGCAACUCCUCCGACAUCGUUUUACCCGAUUGUGAUGUGCACGAUGCGGCACGCAUGCCGCAGAAGACAUUUGAGGCUCCGACGAAGAUGCUUACUGAGGCCGGCGCGGUGGAUGGCGCUCCCGAGGGAUCAUCGGAAAGUGGCAACAUAUGA